Messenger RNA from Liolophura sinensis, 2981 nucleotides. RefSeq names its product glycoprotein 3-alpha-L-fucosyltransferase A-like. NCBI's taxonomy places the organism in Eukaryota, Metazoa, Mollusca, Polyplacophora, Chitonida, Chitonidae. The transcript has a single exon. Bases 66 to 1220 code for a protein of 384 amino acids. Gene Ontology annotation, cellular component: membrane. The record is from RefSeq and is a predicted model, not a curated record. Gene Ontology annotation, molecular function: fucosyltransferase activity.
UCCGGUUGUGUUGGUGUAGGCAGUCAGAAACAUACGUGUGUCAUCAGUUAUUUGCGGAAUUAACCAUGGCCAGGUUCAAGUGGAAAUCUCUUCUUAUUAUGUGUGUUUUUUCUAUUGGCGUCUUUAUAUCAUGGAAAUUUGUUGGAACAGAAUCAGUCUACAUCUCACCAGAUAAUGGUAAGAAGAAAUUAAUUUUACAGUGGACAAGGCUCUUCCAUCAUAAUUUCUGGCUACAUGAUGAUAUUUUCAAACAUUGCCCUGUCUCAAGCUGCAGAGUUACCACGGAUAAAAAACAACUGAAUAGAAGUGACGUUGUGGUAUUUCAUCCCAGAAAUAUGCACGAACACCCAUUACCGUCACAAAAAUGGAAAUUUCAAAGGUGGUUGCUAUUUAGCUUGGAGCCACCUUAUUUGAAUGGCAUACUGCCACAAAAGUAUAACAAUCUUUUCAAUUGGACAAUGACUUACAGAGAGGAUUCGGAUUUUGUAUAUUCUUACAAUGAGGUCAAACGUCUCUCGGAAAAAGACACCUUUUCUUACGUUAACAUUACGCUCAAAACAAAACUAGCUGUGGCACGGAGUUCUAACUGUUUUCCUACCAACAAGCGUCUUGAGUAUAUCCAAGAACUUCAAAAGUCAGUGCAUGUAGAUUUCUUCGGAAAAUGUGCAGGAAGCGUGUGCUCGGAGCACGAAUGUAAUGACGCGGGUAUGAAGAAAUACAAAUUCUAUCUUGCGUUUGAAAAUGGUAACUGUCGGAAUUACAUCUCUGAGAAAUUCUGGAACGCCUUGUUGACAUUUGAAGCUGUGCCAGUUGUAAUGGGGGGAUCGUCGCCACGUGAUUACAUACUAGUAGCGCCCCCUGGCUCUUACAUAAACACGGCUGACUUUUCUUCCCCCAAGGAGUUAGCUGCUUACCUGGUUAAGUUAGAUAAAGACGACCAGCUAUACAUGGAGUAUCACAAUUGGAGGAAGAACUACACUGUGGCAUUGCGUGAUGUGCACACAAAUGGAAAGUGGAAGAGCAUCCUUCCACCCCAUCCAGCUUGGUGCGAUUUGUGUGGAGCUCUCCAUAAUUCGUCUUCACCUCCCCAAGUCUACACCGACUUAGAAGCUUGGUAUUCACAAGAUACAUGUCCUUAUGACCACCAAAAUGUAUUCUGUACAGCGUGGAAUCAUUGUUGUUUUAGGAAGAAACCCAGUGAUAUUUUCACAUGUUUUUGACUAUAAUUAGCUGCUAAUGUGUUGUGGUCAUUGCAUUUGUACGAAGCUACUGCUUUCUUAAACUUUAUUUUAUUUGAUCUUGACCUUGAGUAUAUUUAAAGUGGUAUAACUUACAAAUAAAUACCACACAGUAUUAUAUGGAAUGAGCCCAUAACGGAUGUUCUGGCUAUAUUCCUAUGAUGAGAGAAAAGGUCCGUGUACGUGUGGGGAUGUGCUUUAUAAUGUUACACAGACUACCAAAAAAACAACUGAAUUCCCUACUAUUAGGAAAGGAAUUUAAAUUUACAGCCAUCAAGGCCAAAUAUUUAGCACACAAAUUUUGUAACCUACCCAUAUAAUUAGGGAGGAAUUAAGGGCUAUAAUUAAGGGCUACAAGGAUCGAGGUACUUAAUUUCAGCACUUUGCACGUAAUUACUUAUAGUUGCUGUUGCACUGGAAUCUGCUAGUUUGUUACAUUUAAACUUCUAAAUCAUGCCCUUAGGCAAGAUACUUAAGCAAAUUUUGUUCUCCCUAGAUUUGAAAGUCAGUCUUGGUUUAGUCUUCAAACACAUAUCAAGGAACUUGUCAUAGGAUAGAUGGUACUGCUUAUAUUUUCAAGCUUUUGUUGUUCGCCUACACUUAGUAUUAGAUGUAUGUGUUUGUAACUGUGUGACUCUCUGUAACUGUGCUGGCAUUUUGUUGUCUUUCCGUGUUUUUUUACCGUGGAUGUGUCACUAUUGAUAGUUUUCAAGUUCAAGUGAGCUGCCAUCUGAGCAUUUGAGAUGUGGUUUUCAAUUGUUUGAAGUUUAUUUUUUCAUAAAGCAUGUGUACCACUGGUUAAUGUUGCCUGAAAUAGCAGCGUAAUGUCAAUUUCUGAUGUCAUGAUGCAUUCAAGGAUUACUUUCCUAAAAAAUGUGGAAUAGUUUGUGAUAUGCUUUAAGUAUUUUAUCAUAAGCAAAUUUAUUUUUUCAGGGAGGUUUUUGUGUGCUAAUUGUAGGAACAAAUUUAGGCCGUAGGGCACAGAUUGUGAAUCCGAUUAUUGCUGCUACUCCACACACAUUACUACAUGUUUGCAGAGGAUUAUAUGGGGCACAUUUUCCAGACAUGCAUUCAUAAUUGUAGUGUGUGUUCGAACAUGUUUGAUCAUGACACAUAGCUAUUUCUAGUGUAUCCAGUUGUAUUCCACUUUUAACAAUCCCUUUUUAAACAGAUUCAAAAAAUUUGCAGGAAUUUCUAUGCCUAAAGAAUCUGCAUAUACCACUUUGUUUUGUUGUGGGAAGUAGGUCAAAAAUACAAAAAGAUUACCGCUUUGAUUGUGUGUUGUUUUGCCACACAAAUCACGUUUUACCAAAAAGCUAUAAAUUAAUCCGGCAUUUGGGGAGGAAUAUUUUGACUUCAGCUCAAGCGAUUGACUGACUUCAAUUGGGAGAGAUUCACACAGUCGCCAAAUGAACAUACGAACAUAUUACAUCGUUACAUUGUGUAUUUAUUCUGCCUGUUGUGUGGCUAAUUAGGAAAUCUGACAUCCAAGAUUCACCCGUGAGUGUAGCCAGAUCCUCAGCAUAGAUUGAACGAUUGUUUAUGCUAAAUAAUUUCUUCUCUGGUGAAUUUGAAAGAAUACAAAUUCAUUUAACAUUUAACGGCUUCUGACAGAGGUUUUUGAGUAUUAAUUUUCCGAAAAGAACUGCAUGUUAUCCAAGCCUUGUAGCUUGCCAUAGAUUGCUUUGUACAUUAUUUUUAAUUUUAUGCAGGUAGGCCUACAUGAUAUCAGAUGUACCAGCU